AUGGCCCACGACUACCGCCUCGCCCCCUCCCCCAAAGGCUUCAUCUGCCUCAACGAGGUCCUCUUCGGCGCGCACCUCCAGCCCGCCAUGGCGUCCCUCUUCCGCGCAAAACUGCCCUCCAACGCACUCUUCCGCAAAGUCGCCCUCGAGGGCCACCGCUUCACAGGCCAAGAGGCAGUGGACGAGGGCAUCGCGGAUGCGUUGGCCCCGGGAGGAUUGGAGGACGCGCUCAAGUUUGUGGCAGAGAAACAGUUGCUGGAGAAGCCGAAGAAGGGCGUGUACGGGACGAUUAAGAGGGAGAUUUAUAAGGAUCUGGUCAAGGAGCUAAGUGGCGCGGGGUUGGAGGUGGAGGAGGCAAGGUUCAAGGAGGAUAUGAGAAAGGAGGCGGAGAGGAAGGAGUUUGGAAAGGUGUGGGUUGAGCAGUGGCGGAAGGAGAAGGCGAAGCUGUAA
This is a messenger RNA of Trichoderma gamsii, 450 nucleotides long. RefSeq lists its product as hypothetical. NCBI's taxonomy places the organism in Eukaryota, Fungi, Ascomycota, Sordariomycetes, Hypocreales, Hypocreaceae. The record is from RefSeq and is a predicted model, not a curated record. The transcript has a single exon. The coding region runs from base 1 to 450 and encodes 149 amino acids.